Molecule: messenger RNA, 1485 nt
Organism: Hemicordylus capensis (graceful crag lizard)
Lineage: Eukaryota; Metazoa; Chordata; Lepidosauria; Squamata; Cordylidae
Product: golgin subfamily A member 2-like
Exons: 12
Coding region: 149-1420 (423 amino acids)
Source: RefSeq, a predicted model, not a curated record
CAAGGGAAGCUUUUUCCCCCGACAUCCCCCACGGUCUCGGUGGCGUAAUGCUUUUCGGGAAAUGUAGUUCUAAUGAGCUCCCGGCUCUCAGUAACUGAUAGGCUUAUAAACUUCCAUCUCCAGAAGCCUCCGCGGUGUGUAGUAGCGGAUGGAGAACGUGAUUCUGGAUUUUAGCGGCUGCUGCUGGGUUGCGUGUUCGAAUCACUGCCGCGGAAAAGUGCGGGUUGCGGCGGUGGGCGAAUCCAGCGUAUAUUCUCUUCUCUUCUUCAGCAUGGACUGGGAUACACAACUCAGCUCUAUACUGACUGCAACAGAUGCCAACAUGGCCAAAAUUAAGCAUCGUUUGAACACAGCCAGCAUCUCUUCCAAAGCUGAUCUGUUGCUGGACAGAAUAAAAACAGAGAGCGCUGUUCUGACUGACCCACAGACUGGACCACCACCCCUGCUUCUCACGUGUCCAGCUCAUCCAUGCUGCAGAAUGGCCACUGAGGAACUUUCAGCUAUCAGCAAGCAGCUACAUUCACAAGCCCAGGUCAUAGAGUCCCUCACCCAGGCAGUACAUCGACUGAAACAGGAGAAAGAGCUGCAGCAGCAGAGUAUCAGUCACCUAGAGGAGGAGGUAGAUCGACUGCAGCACAACCCCCACAGUGGCUUGGAUUCAAUGCUGGGAUGCGGGAUGGAAGUACUAAAAAGUGAGCUCCGUGGCCUUCGGCAGCAGACGUUUCAGCAAUCGGAUGGCGACUGCACUCCUGAUCUGUAUUCCAGCCCUGGCAUCAUGCAAGAUAUACUGGAGGGCAAGAAAGCCCUGUGGCGAGAGUAUGAGGGUAUCCGAAGAGAGAUGGAGCAGCUGAAACACAAACUUGAUCAACAAGAGGAAGAUCUGUGCAAUCAAGUGUCUGCAACCCAUGAGAUUAAGAAGACCCAAAGUCAGUACUGUAGGAUGCUGGAAGACCUGAUGAACAGCCAUAAAACUCAGACUCGGGAUUUGGACAAAGCAAAGAGUGAGACCCAGAGCACCCAGCAGGAACUCAGUCAUGUCAAAUCAACAGUUACUGACCUAAGAGAAAAGAUGAAAAGCCUGCACUUGGAGGACAAGCUGUGUUUUAUGCCAUUGCGGGAGGAAUGCAUUCAUCUGCGUGUGUUUCUCCUAGAAAAAACCAAAGAUUUCCUGCAUGGUGAUGUCUUGCCAUCCCUUCUCAGUGAUGAUUCAGCCUCUGAGCUCAGUCUCACGGAUGUCAGCUCAGAUGAACUCUCCAGUGAACCAGAGAUUGCGGAACUUGCUGAUGACAAAAUUUCCUUACCAAGCUCAGAGCUGGAGGAGAGCACCCCUGGAGGGACAGCCAGUGACAUGCUGGAGGGAACAGAGCUCAACAGUGAACUAUCCACCAGUCUGCCUGAGCUCAAUUUGAGUGACCUUUAAAACCUCACCCAAGGACUGCCUCAUUCUUUUUAAUGAGAAAAUAAAUUAAAGAGAGGAGAAACAUA